AUGUCGUGGGAGCUCUCUCGCCGUCGCAUCGUCCGAGCUGUCAACAGCAAAUAUCUCUACGGACGUCUUCCACUGCUCCACGCAGUCAUCGCCUUGAUCGAAAUGGCGCUCGUCGCCAGGUUGGUCUCCAAGUUCAACCAAUACUACGAUGAACGGCCACUCCUCACCAUGAUGGUGACUAACGCCAUCCUCGGAGGUAUCGCCGACACGACGGCCCAGACCAUCACCGCCCUCCGUCUCAAGGCCAUCCGCAAGCCCGGCGGCCUCAACAAGGACGACGGCGUCGCCAUCGAGAUCCACGACCUCGACCGCAAGAACCCCUUCUACGAGAAGGACCUCAUCCCGGACGCCAGGCACCUGCCCCCGCCCUUUGACUUUGAGCGCCUCACCCGCUUCAUGGCCUAUGGUUUCGCCAUGGCGCCCCUGCAGUUCCGCUGGUUCAAGUUCUUGUCGAGCACCUUCCCCAUCACCAAAACGAGCGCCUUCGUGCCUGCCAUGAAGCGCGUCACCUUCGACCAGCUCAUUUUCGCGCCCUUUGGCCUGCUUUGCUUCUUUUCCGUCAUGACCGUCGCCGAGGGUGGCGGCCGUCGCGCUGUGAUGCACAAGCUGCGCGACAUGUAUGUCCCCACGCUCAAGGCCAACUUCCUUGUCUGGCCCGCCGUGCAGGUCAUCAACUUCCGCCUGAUGCCCGUCCAGUUCCAGCUGCCAUUCGUCUCCACGAUCGGCAUCGCCUGGACGGCCUACCUCUCGUUGGCCAACGCCUCGGAAGAGGUUGACACCCGUCCCGCCCGCGAGGACGCCCACAUUCGCCUCAGCUAA
This is a messenger RNA of Colletotrichum graminicola M1.001, 819 nucleotides long. Its product is annotated as Mpv17/PMP22 family protein. The record is from RefSeq and is a predicted model, not a curated record. Gene Ontology annotation, cellular component: membrane; cytoplasm. The coding region runs from base 1 to 819 and encodes 272 amino acids. NCBI's taxonomy places the organism in Eukaryota, Fungi, Ascomycota, Sordariomycetes, Glomerellales, Glomerellaceae. The transcript has 4 exons.